CGCUCUGGACCUCAGACUGGGGCGAAGGUUCAUCUUCCAAUGGGACAACGACCCUAAGCACACAGCCAAGUUAACAAAGGAGUGGCUCUGGGACAACUCUGUGAAUGUCCUUGAGUGGCCCAGCCAGAGCCCAGACUUGAACCUGAUUGAACAUCUCUGGAGAGAUCUGAAAAUGGCUGUGCACCGACACUCCCCAUCCAACCUGAUGGAGCUUGAGAGGUCCUGCAAAGAAGAAUGGGAGAAACUGCCCAAAAAUAGGUGUGCCAAGCUUGUAGCAUCAUACUCAAAACUGCACAGCGAUUCAUUGAUUUAUAUUGAGCACCACCGGGUGCAAGUAAUCAAAGCAAAACUUGAAUAGAUUUGUAGGUAAAGUAUCAAGUAUGCAAGUGGAAGUUCUCAUACCUGAUACUACAAGUGCAGCGUGAUCAAGCUGCAAAAAAUGUGAAAAAGGAGUACCUGAAAAACUGGAAAAAUAAUAAUGGGAUGUAAGUGAGGGGUCCAUGUGACCCCUCUUAAGAUGAAGUGAUGCCGCUGGGGUCCGUCUCUGACCACAAUAGGUGUGUAAUUGGCUACUGUAUUUCAUUACAUUACUUCUCAGGAAUUUUGACAAUUUUGUCUUCUCUUAGACCAAAUGAAGGUCACGAUCUGAUCUAAAAAAAAAAGUACUAAAAAAGGAUUUUCCACUGAGAGGUCAACAACAGCAACAUUCAAACAGCAGAGAUAAGGUUUUCAAGAUAGGCAAGUCAUUUUGUUUUUAUAGCUGCCAUGAUUCAGCUCAUUAACAAUUAUAAUUUACAUAUACAACAAACAAAAUCUUAUUUUAAGAUUAUCUUAGCUGAAAAAAAGUCUUGUUGAAAUAAUUUAUAAUAAGGCCAAGAACCAGGUAAUUCAGGUAAAGAGGCUGCUCGACCAGCCAGGGGACAUGCAAGCGAAGGUGUAGGCAACAGUCUGUCCAACAGGUGGCAAUAAACUUGCUCAUAAACUAAAAUAAAGCUCCACAAACAAAUGUUAGGUAUGCACGGCUCAAAUAGAUUUGGAACAAACCAAAUAAAUUACUCAAAGAAAUGGCAUGGCUAGCAUAAAUCCAUUUAAGUGUAUAUGAAUACUAUAAAGGAGAGAGAGAGAGAUAGAGAGAGAGAGAGAGAGAGAGAGAGAGAGAGAGAGAGAGAAAGAAGAAUAUAAAUGCUCCAAAACAAAAAUUCUAAAAGUUUGCAUAGAAAUGUGAUAAUAUGUUAGUAAAACAUUUAAGAGAGGGAACACAGCAAUACAUAUAAAACUAAAAAUACAAAGUAAUAAAAAGUGAAUAAGGACAAAAUUAUUCGAAAACAGGAAUGCAGGAAAAAAAUACAGCAAUGAGACGAAUAAAUAGAUUAACUGAAGAAAUAAAAAUGACCUAGUGAAGAAAAUGUAACAAAGACGUAAGCCUCUAAAUAUCAUCGUACUUGUUAAUAAAUAAGGUUUUAAAAAAUUAAAUAAAGUAAAACGGCUCAAUUUAUUGUGUCACAUUAGUUUUGUUCGCCUCUGCAGACCACCGAUCGAGCUCCCCCUCCACAUGGGUCAACAGCUCUCAAAUUCACUGAUCACUACAUAUUCAUCCAAACACAGCGCGACUGCUUAAAACUGUUGUUCUGAUUGGCUGAAUCAAAUGUCACUCAAAGUUCAGCCACAUCCCCAUUUCUGGACGUCAAAUCUGCGAAAAACUGCAACAGUCUACAUUGAGGGGAAAAACUAUUACAAAUGGUUUGCCCCCCCUCCCAAAUAUUAGUGGUUUAAUCGCCAUUUUCAAUCGGAAGUUUAAGGAGAAGACCUCAUUUAUUUUUCACUCUGUUCGGUGUGUGGCCGUGUGGGGAUGGAUGAGAUGCGGCCUAGCAGCGGAUCAGCAGCGCACCUCGGUCUCGCGUCGCUCUUUCCCCCGGGAUUGCAGGCUAUUUACGGGGAAUGCAGGCGCCUGUACCCCGAUCAGGCGAACCCGCUGCAGGUUACAGCCAUUGUGAAGUAUUGGUUAGGGGGUCCAGAUCCUCUGGACUACAUUAGUAUGUACAGAAACGUGGGGUGUCCUGGCCAAGACAUACCAGAACAUUGGCACUACGUCAGCCUUGGUCUCAGUGACUUGUAUGGGGACAACAGAGUUCAUGAAUUCACAGGUCAGGAGGGCCCGAGUGGUUUUGGUUUUGAACUCACAUUUCGCUUGAAGAGGGAAGCAGGAGAGACCGCACCCCCCACAUGGCCAGCUGAACUCAUGCAAGGCUUGGCUCGAUACGUCUUUCAGUCUGAAAACACAUUCUGCAGCGGAGACCACAUUUCAUGGCACAGCCCGUUGGACAACAGCGAGUCCAGAAUCCAACAUAUGCUACUCACAGAGGACCCACAGAUGCAGGCAGUGCAGACUCCCUUUGGUCAUGUCAGCUUCCUUCAGAUUGUGGGCAUUUGUACAGAGGAGCUGCAAGCCGCACAGCAGUGGAACGGUCAAGGCAUUCUGGACCUGCUGAGAGGAGUGCACAUUGCUGGGGGUCCAUGGUUAAUCACUGACAUGAGAAGAGGGGAAACCAUAUUUGACAUCGAUCCACACUUACAAGAACGGGUGGAUAAGGGCAUCGAGACAGACGGCUCUAACCUGAGCGGUGUCAGUGCCAAGUGUGCCUGGGAUGACUUGAGCCGCCCUCCCGAGGACGAGGACGACAGCAGGAGCAUUUGCAUUGGGUCACAGCCACGCAGGUUGUCUGAUAAAGACACUGAACAGAUUAGAGAAGCCUUGAGGAAAGGACUGGAGAUUAACAGCAAGUCUGUCUUGCCUCCCAUCAGCAGUCAGAGACACAGUCACGACCGGCCACAACAAUCAGUUGGACAUUUGCAGACCCAGCAGAACUCAAGUCGUAAGGACAGUCUGGAGAGUGAGAGCUCAGCUGCUAUUGUCCCUCACGAGCUGGUGCGAACACGACAGCUAGAAAGUGUGCACCUGAAGUUCAACCAGGAGUCUGGAACUCUACUCCCACUGUGCCUCAGAGGUCGGCUACUUCAUGGCAGACAUUUCACAUAUAAAAGCAUUAAUGGAGAUACAGCAAUCACCUUUGUAUCCACUGGAGUAGAAGGAGCCUUUGCCACAGAAGAGCAUCCGUAUGCAGCACAUGGCCCAUGGCUACAGAUAUUACUUACCGAGGAACUUGUAGAGCAAAUGCUAGCUGACAUCCAGGAUUUGAGCUCCCAUGAAUCUAAGCUGCCGAAGGAGUACAGCUGGCCCGACAAGAAGCUCAAGAUCUCUGUCCUGCCAGACACAGUGUUUGACAGCCCAUUGCAAUAGACUGGGAGCUUGCUGUCUCUUGUUACAAAUCCACAUCUCUAGAAAGAAGCUAAACUUCAGGGCUCUUGUCAAAGUCAUGUGCCUAUAAAAACAGAAGGAAAGCCUGAAGGAAUCAGACAUUUAGACAUUUCCCCUAUUCCCAGAGAGCAUUGUUAUAUGAUGGCACAAGACCCAAAGCAGUAAGGUUUUGUCUUGUGUCCAUUAUACCACUUGUCUUUGAAUUGGUGAAUUCACCUUUAAGAAAUCUUUUCAAAAACAUGUCAGGUUGAUGUUUUUCUGGUGUCUGCCAUUUCAAGAUUCCAAAGACAAUAAGAGCAAAUUCUUUAUCUUAAUUUAGCAGCAUGAGAUAAUGUACCAGCACUGGUGCCUUCAUUCACCACAGAAUGGACAAAAAUGUUUGAGAUAACAUUUGCUCUUCUGAAUCCUGCUUCAAAUGUGAAUGAAAGCACACUAAGGAAUAAGCUUUUGUGAAUCAUUUUUAUCUAAAAAAAAUUGCUGUUAUGGCUGAGUAUAAAAUACAGUAGUGCCUAUUGUAAGUUGAUGAUCUAUGGUAAUGUCUGUUCAAUUUGUCAAACAAUAGGUGGUCAGUCAGUUCACCUACACAAUGCCAAAGCAUGUACAGUACUGGUGUUUUCUACACCAUGUCUAAUGGACUGUAAAGAUGAGAAGCAGGAAACUGUUCAAUUAUAUUUUGUUUUGUUUGAUUUUUGUUUACCAUUUCACAUGUAUUGGACUUCAUUUCCUUAACACUUAGCGAUUGCAUUCCAAGCCUCUUUGUAAGGAAGCAAACUAACUGAUUCCUGGACAGCAGUCUCUUUUCACAGAAUGUGCAUUUGUUAUUUUUGGGAUAUGUGCUCAAUAAUAUAGGUCAAAGUGUAAAAAAGAACCUCUAUUAGUGCUUUUUAAAAGAUUUUAUUUAGUGUAAUGACUUUUUAUAUUCUGGAGAAUCACUACACUGCCUGUGGUUUUGUUACUCUUAAGUGCAUUAAAGUUAUUUACAUAA
Molecule: messenger RNA, 4301 nt
Organism: Myxocyprinus asiaticus (Chinese sucker)
Lineage: Eukaryota; Metazoa; Chordata; Actinopteri; Cypriniformes; Catostomidae
Product: suppressor of fused homolog
Exons: 13
Coding region: 1850-3298 (482 amino acids)
Cellular component (GO): nucleus; cytoplasm
Molecular function (GO): transcription factor binding
Source: RefSeq, a predicted model, not a curated record